Caenorhabditis elegans is the source of this 694-nucleotide messenger RNA. RefSeq lists its product as uncharacterized. The record is from RefSeq and is marked reviewed. Bases 1 to 600 code for a protein of 199 amino acids. NCBI's taxonomy places the organism in Eukaryota, Metazoa, Nematoda, Chromadorea, Rhabditida, Rhabditidae. The transcript is spliced from 5 exons.
AUGUUGUGCCGGGUGUUCGUAUUCAGUUUAGUCGCAGCUAAUCUCAUCGAGGCUUACAUUCAACUAGAUUACAGUGAACAAGGAGAACAGCUUCACACUUGUGAAAUUGACGGUCUCGUUGACCAAAAUAUCCAUCAACUACAUGGAAACCUAGUAAACUGUCAAAGUCCUCCAAUGGAAUGCUCAAUCGAUCCACAUGAGUAUUUGAUAAAAUCAAGAACUAACGUCGAGUGCCGUGUCCCAUCUGACGAUCUUUUCUUUUACGAUGAUAAAGCAUGCUCAUUCCGGUUCUACUAUCGUCGUAGUUAUUGUUUCUACAACAGUCGUUGUUAUAGUCUGACAAUGUCGUGCCACCCAGUUGCAACACCAACUCCACUUCUUCUGGGCAUUAUAUUGACUAUCAUCGUUGUUACCGUUGCAUUGAUUUUAUGUUUUGUCUACUGCAUUUAUCUCUGGUGUUGGAAAACUUCUGAACUCAGCAUUCCAAAACAAGAUAAAAAACUGGAAAAGGUCCGUCGAGAAAGUCAAAAAAAGAAACUCGAAGAAUCAGUACGUUAUCAACAUGAGCAUACUCCAAUGAAAUUGGAAACUUCAAUUUGAUUUUUUUUUAUUUUGAAAGUUAUUUGUAUAUAUUUUAUCAAUUGUUUUAUUUCAAAAACGUCAUCAAAAAUGAUCAAUAAAUUGUAAAUCAAUA